CCUUCUUUCCUUCCUGUCAGUGAGGGAAGCGACGGGAGCGUCUUUUCGCCGGCUUUUUCUCUCUCUCCCUCACGCGGCUCCGGCGCUGCUUUCCGGCCUCCUUUUUUUUUCUCCUCAUGGCUCAGCUGUGCUACAACCGGGGCUGCGGGCAGCGCUUCGACCCCGAGAACAACCGGGAAGACUCAUGCACAUAUCACCCAGGAGUACCCGUAUUUCAUGAUGCUCUUAAAGGGUGGUCAUGCUGUAAAAGAAGAACCACAGAUUUCUCUGACUUUCUAAGCAUUGUGGGUUGCACCAAGGGUUUCCAUAACAGUGAGAAGCCACCUGAACCUGUCAAACCUGAAGUUAAAACUACCUCUGAGCGGAAAGAGUUAGCUGACUUGAAACCGAAAUUUCAGGAGCACAUAAUUCAGGCACCAAAGCCAGUGGAAGCCAUUCAGAGGCCAAGCCCAGAUGAGCCAAUGAGUUAUUUGCAGCUGAAAGUAUCAGCAUCCUUGAAGCAAGCAUUAGAAAAGUUGAAAUUGUCAUCUAGUAAUGAAAUUAAAAAUGAUGAUACAGAUGAGAUAAAGAUUGGUACUCCAUGUAAAAAUGCGGGCUGUACUAAGACAUUUGAAGGACCACACAGCAUGGAAGAAAUGUGUACAUACCACGCUGGUGUGCCUAUAUUUCAUGAAGGGAUGAAGUACUGGAGCUGCUGCAAGAGGAAAACCUCAGACUUCAAUACUUUCUUGUCUCAAGAGGGUUGUACAACAGGAACCCAUGUAUGGAUUAAGAAGGAUGCUGGGAAAAAAGUGGUUCCAUGCAGGCACGAUUGGCAUCAAACUGGAGGGGAAGUGAUCAUUUCAAUCUAUGCUAAGAAUUCCAUUCCUGAGCUCAGCCAAGUAGAAGCAAAUAGCACCAGGAUAAAUAUCCAUAUUGUAUUUGAACAUGAUAAGGAGUUUAAUCAGCAUCUGAAUUUAUGGGGUGUAAUCGACGUGAAAAGGAGUUAUGUAAAUAUGACGGCUACGAAGAUUGAGCUCACUAUGAGGAAAGCGGAGCCCAUGCUGUGGGCAGGCUUGGAACUCCCCAAAUCCAAAGUACAACAGAAAGAGCAGGAAGACAUUGCUGAGCAAAACUGAAUGCAAGUAACAGUGGUUGCCUCUGAAGGGGUGACUUGUUGUUGUAAUAGGAAUUGAUUUUAUGUACAACCACUUUUAAAAAAAAAAAAUCCAUUCUAACUUGGGGAAAGUGCUAGGCUUUUCAGUAAUGUAACAGAUCAAUUUUUCUGUUACACAGACCCUUAUGUCCACACUUGAUGCUGGUGCUCAUGGGAUGAUUAGAAAUGUCAGUUUAUGCCCUGUCAUUUUUAAAAAAAUGAAUGUGAUGCAUAGUUUCCAGUAGGUCGUAUGAGACAGACUUCAGCCACAAUUCCAAGAUAUCCUACGAGGUGGCAUUAAAGAAGUUUGUUUUGUUGACCCUCUGCUUCAGGGACAGCUAUUAUUUUCUGCCCUAGGCUCCCCAAGUCUUCACCUUCUUCUCACUAAUACUGUAUAAUAAACCUGUGCCUGUCUGGUGCCACUUCAGACUGCAAAAGGGCAGUCAUAUGUAGUGACUUAAGCUUACUGAAGAUGGAGAUCAGUAGAGGCACUCGUAUCACUGAAGCAUGUGCUCCAAUUGCACAAAGAAACUGGUCUUCAGUCUUUGAAGGAAAAGACCAUCUAUGGCUUUUCUUAAUACUCCAGUUUUGUAAUAACGUGGAGAUUGUAAUCUGCUACAAUUUUAUCAGGGAGAAUGAUAACAUCAUCUGAAUACACGCAGUAAAUUCUUCUGAGGCAUUAAGCAGGGUUUAACAGUAUUCUUCUCUGCAAAUCAGAACUCCAGAUCUAGCCAGCCGUUGUUGGUCUU
Pogona vitticeps (central bearded dragon) is the source of this 1884-nucleotide messenger RNA. It is a transcript of the gene CHORDC1, whose product is annotated as cysteine and histidine rich domain containing 1. NCBI's taxonomy places the organism in Eukaryota, Metazoa, Chordata, Lepidosauria, Squamata, Agamidae. The record is from RefSeq and is a predicted model, not a curated record.